Messenger RNA from Leptosia nina, 2199 nucleotides. NCBI's taxonomy places the organism in Eukaryota, Metazoa, Arthropoda, Insecta, Lepidoptera, Pieridae. The record is from the annotation of a GenBank genome assembly.
AUGCCGAAGUUUAGCGACAAUUAUUACUAUCGUAAAUGUUACUUCGAGCGUGAUCAAGUUCCAACACAAAGCGUUAUGAGGAACAAAAUGUCUCCGCCGCUUGCAGAUGUAUAUUUCAAGUCCAUGACUCCUAAACUCAAAGUACUAGCGGGUCUCGAACCACCCAUGAAGGGCGGUGGCAGUGACUGGUAUGUCCCACCGCGUGAUAUCCUGCAGGGAAAAGCAGUCUUAAAGCCAGAAAAAAAGGAACAUCUUUCGAAACUAGGUUUCAUGGGCAUUGAUUUCUUUGGGGAACACUUAGUAAAACGCCACCAUAAAAACAUGGACGAAGAGCAAGAACGAGUGCUGCAAGAAAACGAUGCGAACUGGAAGAAGAAAGUGGAAAUAAGUUCCAGACAACAAUGGGAAGAGACGUCAAAAGAAGAAUCUCAACACAACACAUCUAAGAUACAAAACGGUUUUCACGAGUUCAGAAUGCUAUACGCCACGUCAGUCAACAACAUCGAGACGUUACUAUUUGAUGCAGCCAUUAACGAAAUAGAAGGAAUCAAGGAUAACGCCGUUAAGAAAAUGGAAGAGAGGUACAAAGUGUUCGUAAAACAACAAGCUGUAACUCUGUACGAUCAAUAUGCAAUGUAUUUGGAUAGAGAAAAGAAAAGAUUAAAAAACAAAUUUAUCGAAAACAUCGAACGAUCCAGAACAGCGGCGACAAACCAACUGCACAAUAUAAAAUUAGAUAAACACAUCGCCGUUGAAAAGCUACGUCUUUUUUUGGAAUGCCAGAACUUAGCAUGCCAAGUGUAUGUGGCACUUAAGGAACGCGAAGAUUGUAGGCUAGAAAUGGAGAAGUCAGAGCACAUACACAGGAAAAAGAUGAGAAAGUUAAAAGAAGAUAUCGCUCUGAAAGAUUUCGAAAUACAACUUUCAAACGAGAAGGAAAAGAAGCGGCAGGAGUUUAUUAGAAUAUGGAAGAAAAAGGUUUGUCAUGUUGUGAAAAAGUUUCAAGAGUUUGUUGGAUAUUGUUUAAAAGUGCUACCGAAUCAUGCCGAUUUCUUUAUCAAUAUGGAAAAAUUAAUGUUGAUACAGCUAAGCGAUGCAAUGGAAACGCCGUGUUCCGGAAGCAUUUUUAGUGCUGAACCCGAAUCGGAUAAGGACCCGGUCGCGAAACCGCAUCCUUUCUAUGUGUUCUGUGAUAAAGGAUUCAAACCUCAAAUAAACCAGGACCUAUGUCCGAAGCAUUGCACCUCGAGUGCCUCACUACUUCCAGUAGUUGUCGUUAACGAAAGAUUAAUUUAUUCCGCUUGCGACAAUCUUGAAGCUUUUCCAGACACUGUUAAACAAUUUAUUGACGGAAAGCGUGGCGAAGAUACGGACGUAGCAGAUGAUCACGAUUACACUUACGACAUCCCCGUGCGAUGCACAACGUCUCAGCAAGUACUCGAAUUAAAACUCGAGAGCUCCAUAAUGCAGAUUCUACAAAACGAAAUGCCGAACGUAAGAGAUGUUCCAACAAAGUGUUGUUUUUGCAAGAUUCCGUACUGUUUCUGUAGCCCGCUCCGACCCUCAGAAAUAGUGGUCGAUAAGCGCUCUAAAGCAGACCUAAAUCCAAUACCAGCAAAAGUACCAACGGGCGAGAAGAUGACAACACGCGAAAUAGAGCUGCAACAUCUGCGUGAACCAAAGUGGAAGAGCUACAUGAAAUACGUGGAGCCGCAGCGGUGCAAAUGUGGAAAACGAGCUAAAAAACAUCUUGAGGAACAUUUACCAGCUUAUAUGCGGCAAAGGUCAACAUACGAGCCGGUCGAGAUACCAAAUUAUGAACCGUGUUCGAUGGAAACUUUGAAAGAGUUGGUGAAAGAUGCUCAAGGUAAGAGAACACCUCCACCUACGCCGGAGAAGGCUGAAUCUAAAACCAGGAACGUCAGCACCCAAUUCUCAGAUCCUCAUUUCGAGGAGUUGUGCACGUGUUUCUCAGAUGAAGGUAUAGAGCAGCUAUUCAAGAAAUUAAUAAUAGAAUCGAGGUUAUUCGAUGACGCCGCAGCACCGAAGAUGCGUGUUGUGGAUGGUUCAAUAUCAGCGUCGCAUCUGGAGAAGAAGCCUGCUUCCUUUGCGGAGGAUACGGCGUACGCUUUGCGGUCUAUGAUACACGAUUCACCGAUUCUGGAGGAACUAUUCAAGAAGGGGGAUUGCAAGUUUUAG